Eucalyptus grandis is the source of this 1790-nucleotide messenger RNA. RefSeq names its product lysosomal Pro-X carboxypeptidase. Gene Ontology annotation, biological process: proteolysis. The record is from RefSeq and is a predicted model, not a curated record. Bases 135 to 1649 code for a protein of 504 amino acids. The transcript is spliced from 9 exons. Gene Ontology annotation, molecular function: dipeptidyl-peptidase activity; serine-type exopeptidase activity. NCBI's taxonomy places the organism in Eukaryota, Viridiplantae, Streptophyta, Magnoliopsida, Myrtales, Myrtaceae.
CACCAUCAUGUCUAAACACUUAAAUUUUCAGGCAAGCCGCCUGAAAUCCCAAUUGCCUUCGAACCUAUCUAUUCUUUUUAGGUCUCUUUUUUCUCCUCCCUUUUGUCACGUACCUGCUUCAUCUUGCGCAAAUUAUGACUACAAACCCCGGAAUGUCUUCACACCGUCGCCUUUGGAUCGCUCUGCUUUUGCUCUCGGCGUCUGUUGCUACUGCACAUGACUUAGACGAUGUCGAUAUUCCAAAGCUGGGGAUGUCCCGUCCAAAGUUCUUGCUAGACCCGGCACGCGCAGUUCAAGCUUUGGUCGCAGAGGACUUUGUGACUUUCUUCUACAACCAAACCCUCGAUCAUUUCAACUAUAGACCAGAAAGUUACACUGCCUUCAAUCAAAGAUAUGUGGUCAAUUCCGAGUACUGGGGUGGCGCGGAUUCUGGCGCACCGAUCUUCGCCUUUCUUGGUGCAGAAGCACCCAUUGAUGGCGAUAUAGCUAAUGCCGGGUUCCUCACAGAUAAUGCUGCUCAAUUUAGAGCACUCCUGGUAUACAUUGAGCAUCGGUUCUAUGGAAAAUCUAUCCCCUAUGGAAUGACAUUAGAAAGAGCCCUUGGCGACGCCGACACCCGCGGAUAUUUCAGCUCUGCCCAAGCGCUCGCCGAUUACGCGGAAAUUCUCAUCCACUUAAAGCAGAAAUUGAAAGCCGAACAUUCUCCUAUAAUUGUUUUUGGAGGAUCGUAUGGGGGAAUGUUAGCUUCGUGGUUCCGGCUGAAGUAUCCUCACGUGGCACUUGGAGCUUUAGCUUCAUCCGCCCCGAUUCUCUACUUUGACGACAUCAUUCCUCAGGAUGCGUACUAUUCAGUAGUCGCAAAAAGCUUUUUGGAAAGUAGUUCUUCUUGCCACCAAACGAUAAGACAAUCCUGGGAAGAACUCGAUAGAGUUGCUUCUGAGCCUCGUGGUCUCACGAAGUUGAGCAACGCCUUCAAAACUUGCAGUCCCCUGCAAAGUUCAUCAGAGCUCAAGAAGUACCUGAAAUUGCUGUACGUACAAGUGGUUCAAUACAACGAUCCAUCCGCACAACCCUUGAAACUUAUGUGCGAUGCCAUUAAUGGAGCUCCUCCAAGAAAAGGCCUACUGCAGAAAAUCUUCGCGGGCCUCGUUGCCAUCAAUGGCAACUUAACAUGCUAUGUCAAUCCUUCUGGUUCGGAUGCUCAAACUCCUUCGGGAUGGUUUUGGCAGACAUGCAGUGAGAUGGCGUUCCCUAUCGGCAUUACCAGAAACACUAUGUUUCCACCAGAACCUUUCAAUCUAAACAGCUUCAGCAAUGCCUGCAAAAGUGAGUUCGGCGUCCCAGCUCGACCGCGUUGGGUCACUACCUAUUUCGGCGGUCAUGACAUAAAACUAAUACUACAUAGGUUCGCUAGCAAUAUAAUAUUCUCCAAUGGACUUCAAGAUCCUUAUAGCAGCGGCGGGGUCCUGAAGAAUAUUUCUAGCACCGUUGUCGCGAUCUACACAGCCAAAGGUUCUCACUGUUUGGACAUACUCGGAGCUGACAAGAGCGAUCCAGAUUGGUUGGUCGAGCAGCGCAAAACCGAGGUCAAGAUUAUGAAAAAAUGGCUCGCCAAGUACUAUGCAGAUCUACACGCUUUCGGAAAUUGAUCUCACAUGUAAAAGUUAUGAAUAUAUAGUGGUAAUAUGACUAGGAAUAAAGCUAUUACAUAAGUUUUGUACCAUCUCGGCCAAUUUGAUCUCGAAGAUUUACAUCGUUCGCCGCAAUAAACCUCAUGGGUUUUUCUCGGA